AAAAAUUAAAAGGAACAGAGGGAGUAUGCAAUUUGAAAGGUGCCCAUAAAUUGGGAUGGGGUGGGCAUAAAAUUAAUGAAAAAGCGCGGGAAAAUAGAAGAUUAUCUAAAAUUAGGGCUUGUUUUGAUAGUCGUUACCAAAUUAAGUGAGCAAUGGAGAGAAGCAACAAUGGAAUUUCAGGCACAAUUGAUCUGAACGGCAGUAUUCCGCCGUCGAUGGCGGUGGAUCUCACCGGAAAAGUGCACCAGCUGCCGUGCUGUAUAAAGUUCAAUGGUCCAUCUGAUGUUUCCCACUACUUCAAACCCAAAUCCACUGGUGUAAUUGUUGAUGGGUUAAGUGUGGAGGAAGCUUAUUUUAGAGGAAGGAAGCUUCAGGGUACUACUGUUGCAAUUCCUCACGGCUAUUCUGGGUUUGUCUUGGGAAAGAAAAUGUCUGAUGCGAAAAGUAAAAGGUCCAAAGAAGAUUUAAGUUGCUGGGAGACGAAGGCAAAGUUCCAAAACAUAACAUUGUGGAACCAUGAUUCUCUUCCCUCAGAAAAUGAUGCUUCCUUGCGUGCCUUCCACCUAUUUUCUGUUGCAACAGCACUGCACCAACCAGUCAGUGUUGAAGACCUGGAAGCUGCAUCAAUCGAUCAAGAAUUAGAGCUAUAAAUUGACAAUCUGAUGAGAUAACCUUCACACGGAGUACAUUUUCAGCUUUUGCGAGUUUAUGGAAAGCAUUCUUCAUUAUAUAUCAAUACAAUCUGGACACAAUUUAUGAUGCGUCUAAUAUGUACACGCGAGAACAUAUUAACAGAGACAUUUCUUAUAUCUCGAAAAGUUCCCUUCGUUUCUGUAAGAUUGUACAUUCUCUGAUGUAUAGUCGUAGAUUUAUACCCAUUUAUGUGGACUGAUUGAUGACUGUUUUAACUAGUAUGAGCUUUAUCACAUGUUGAAACUUGAAAUAAGGUUAUCUCUACC
Messenger RNA from Capsicum annuum, 959 nucleotides. RefSeq names its product ribonuclease H2 subunit C. The coding region runs from base 153 to 650 and encodes 165 amino acids. Gene Ontology annotation, cellular component: ribonuclease H2 complex. The transcript has 4 exons. Gene Ontology annotation, biological process: RNA catabolic process. NCBI's taxonomy places the organism in Eukaryota, Viridiplantae, Streptophyta, Magnoliopsida, Solanales, Solanaceae. The record is from RefSeq and is a predicted model, not a curated record.